Messenger RNA from Camponotus floridanus (Florida carpenter ant), 1242 nucleotides. RefSeq lists its product as uncharacterized. The record is from RefSeq and is a predicted model, not a curated record. Lineage: Eukaryota; Metazoa; Arthropoda; Insecta; Hymenoptera; Formicidae. Bases 1 to 1242 code for a protein of 413 amino acids. Gene Ontology annotation, molecular function: catalytic activity. The transcript has a single exon.
AUGCAGUCGGAAUACGAGCAUAAAAUCGGAAUAUCUGUAAUAUCUGAGCCAUAUAACAUCCUAGCAGAUGUUACUUGGGUUGGUAAUCAAACCAAUACGGCUGCAAUUCACUAUAAUAUGCAGUACAUCUCAAGCAUAGGCAUCGUAAAGAAGAUUGGACGUUUUUCGGUAGCGAUCCUUUGGCAAGAAGUCCUGAUAGUUUCGUGUUAUGUCUCGCCAAACUGUGACCAAGACACUUUUGAAGAAUUUUUAGACGAACUCACGGAUUGUGUUGCAUUCGCUAAGUCAGACAUUCUUGUUGCUGGAGAUUUUAACUCGCAGUCGAUGUUGUGGGGAAGUCCAAUAACUAAUGUGCGAGGGGAUAGUCUGGCCAGAUGGAGUGCCACUCAUGGCCUCACUCUUGUAAAUACAGGUACACAACCAACCUGCAUCAGAUCCCAAGGAAGCUCGAUAGUUGAUCUUACUUGGACGAGCGCAACACUCAGCUCUAAGAUCAGUGACUGGACCAUCUUGGAUCAAGAAACUUAUUCGGAUCAUGUGUAUAUACUCUUCAAAGUACAUAAGAAUACUACUCUUCCUGGUAUCCAGAAGAAACAUCGUUAUGCCAGAUGGGCUUUCAAAAAGUUCGAUAAGGAUAUAUUCCAAGAAGCGCUGGAAUUAACAUGUACUGGCUUGGAAGCGUUAGCGGAAGAUACCCUCUCUGCUUCCUGGAUACAGGAUACUUUGACUAUGGCGUGCAACUAUACAAUGCCUAGGGCUAAGCCAGUUAAAAAAUCCACUGUUUACUGGUGGAAUUCCGACAUUAAAGAUCUGCGGAAAAUUUGCCUCACUUCGCGAAGACACUGGCAGCGAGCAAAAUCAAGAGCCAGUACGCUGGACAUUAGAUUGCGAGAGCUGGAGGAGUCCUAUCGUACUAAUAAGAAAAAGCUCCGGAAUGCGAUUAAACAAGCCAAGUCCAAUGCAUGGAAUGAGCUCAUCUCCACAAUUGAGAAUAACCCAUGGGGUCUCCCUUAUAAAAUAGUAUUGAAAAGGAUUCGUAGAUCCAAGCCCAGUAUAUCAGAGAUGUUGGAUCCUGAAGUGUUAUCUCAUACGAUCACGAGACUUUUUCCUGCGGAUCCAUACUGGAACUUGGAUGCUUUUGAUUUACUAUCAGAAGAAAUUGUAUGGAGAGAAGAGCAGUGUAUGGAGACGACGUCAGCAGUGAUGAAAUUUGUUCAGCUCUACGUCGAUCAUCGCGUGUAA